Messenger RNA from Bufo bufo (common toad), 1049 nucleotides. RefSeq names its product butyrophilin subfamily 1 member A1-like. The record is from RefSeq and is a predicted model, not a curated record. Gene Ontology annotation, biological process: T cell costimulation; cell surface receptor signaling pathway; negative regulation of T cell proliferation. Lineage: Eukaryota; Metazoa; Chordata; Amphibia; Anura; Bufonidae. Gene Ontology annotation, cellular component: external side of plasma membrane. The transcript is spliced from 7 exons. Bases 19 to 777 code for a protein of 252 amino acids.
UUUAAUUUCUGACUGUGAAUGAGAGAGGAUCUGACGCGGAUCUGGUAUCGUACAGCGCCCGGCUCCCGCACCAUGAUUCUGAACCUUCUCAUCCUAUGUUGUGUGAUCGGAUGGUCAUCAGGUCUUCCGAUAUCUGAAGAAAAGGUGACCUCCUACCUCUAUGGCUAUGUUAUGUUGCCCUGUAGGUUCUCUUUUGCUGAAGCUUUGACAGGUUUGUCCGUGAUCUGGAAUAAGACGAGAAACAAUAGAAAAUUGAUUCUUUACAAAAUCAUCAAUAGUGAAGAAAAACCUGAGGAGCAGGAUCCCCAGUACAGAGGACGUGUAGAAUUAUCCACAGAGUUCCCACAAGGAAACCUACACCUGAUCCUGAGAAAUGUCACGUAUGAAGACGAGGGCACUUACUACUGCCGAGCGGCCAACACCAAGGGUCAUGGGGACAGGAAGGUGACAUUGUCCAUAGACACUCUGAAUGCAGAUGAGCCCACGGUUACACUGGUGACCAUUGGUGAGAAGCGGCGUAUGAAGUGCAGAAGCUCCGGUGUUUACCGUGCACCUCAGGUCCAGUGGAUCACUGCACAGGGGGAAGAUCUGUCCAGCUAUGGAAGACUCCGUGUCACCGAGCAGAGUAAUGGCAGGAGGCUGGUGGAGUCCGUGCUGGACUAUGAUGUGGAGAGAAACAAACAAGUCUUGUGUCAUAUCCAGGAGGGAAGGUUGAGAAGAUCCACCCGAGCCGUCAUAUCAGAUGGGACGCACCCGGUGUCUGUAGAUAAAAUCUGACUAACGAGUAAGAAAGAGCCCAGAAUGGCAGCCACAGACAUCUCCAAGAAGUUGGAGGAGUCCUCUGUGGCCGGAUGACAGUCACAGCUAUAGUCGCCAUUACGCACGUACUACCAGUAAUACUAGAAACGCCCAGCUGUCCCGCGGAGCUUACCAUCUACCGCCUGCCUGUAUUCUGCAUAUGGAAAUGGAGGAAGCUGAAGGGACCUGAUGUGGUAAAGCCGUACGGUCCACACAGCAGAAGCGUGUCAGCGGCAGAAUCUCCUCUUCCA